CUUAAGAAGAAGAAGAAGACAAACUAAAAUUCUCUUCUAGGUGCGUGAUGGAAGACCCGCAGGAGUGUCCGUGUGGCCACGUCUUCUGUAAGGACUGCAUCCAGCAGUGGCUGCGGUCGCACAGCACCUGCCCUAACUGUCGCAAACACUGCCACAUGAUCAAGCCUGUGUUACCCAUGGUCCGUAACCUGAUCAGCCACCUCACCAUACGCUGUGAGAACCACCAGGCAGGCUGUGAGAAGAGGGUUCAGCUGGAGUACUAUGACAACCAUAAGCAGACCUGUGACUAUGCCUCGGUGCCCUGUCCCAAUGAAGGGUGCGACAUACAAGUUCUAAGAAUAAACAUGGACGACCAUCGCGGUGUGUGUGACUACCACAGGGAAACCUGUCUGAAGGGAUGUGGCAUCUCCAUACUCAGGAAGGAACAGGCUGGACACAGCUGUAUUCUGGAGUUGAAGAAGAAACUAGAAGAACAAGAACGGGAGAAGCGUUCUCUCCAACAGCAAAAUGCAGAGUUACAAACCAGAGUGGACAACCUGAAGUUCCUGUGCUGGAGGAGCAGAAACUACCUGAAGAAGAACAUGAACACCGAAACACCCGGAACCCUUCACAACCUGUGCGUCGAUCUCGAAAACGCAACAGGACUGGCUCCUGACAACACCGAGGGGCACAGAGAUGCGGCCAUUCCGCAAGCAUCAAGGCAAUUACACUGGUCAGAGUCCGACAGUUCAGAUAUUGAAAAUAUCCCACCUGAAACGUCGCCUGAAAGUAGCCUAUUCCAACCCACAGCUGAAAGUUCCCCAUAUCAACCCUCACCGGCAAAUAGCCCACCUCACACUAUUGACUCACCUAAUGAAUACCAACCCUCACCGGCAAAUAGUCCGCCACGUCCGAUUGGCUCACUUAGCCUGUACCAUAUUGACUCACCUGAUGAAUACCAACCCUCACCUGCAAAUAGCCCAUCACAUCACAUUCCCUCAGAUGGAGAAGAUGAAAAUGAGGAAGGAGGACAAGGUAACACACACAGUGAUGCUGGGAUCGCUACUAACACUGCUGAAACAAAUGCAGAAGAGAGCAAUGCGGACAGGGGAGAAGUACAGCCUCAAGAAAGAACCAGGGCGGAAGGAAUGGAACAUCGCACUCAGGGCUCCACACAAGCCAACAGUAGAGGUACAGAAAGCGAACGCUUCUCUGAAGACGAAGAAUCUAGAGGUACAGAAAGCGAAACCUUCUCUGAAGAUGAAGAAUCUAGAGGUACCGAAAGCGAAACCUUCUCUGAAGAUGAAGAAUCUAGAAGUAGAGAAAAUGAAACUGUCUCUGAAGAUGAAGAAUCUACUAUUGAAUCAGACUCCUCUGAGGAGGCAGAAUCGUCAUCAGACCACUCUGAAAACCUACGGUACCUACUGGCGUCCGAUUCCGAUCUGACAUAUGAUGAAGACUCUCCCUCAGAAUCGGAAACUGCUCCAACAGACCAGAACGUUAACAGACGGAGCACGAACGUACAUGUAGAAUCUGGAUCGUCUCAGCAAAACAGCCAGCAUGAUCGGUCUGAAACAACAGGAGGCACUCAGAGGGCAACAACAUCGACAUCCAACUCUAGAAGGUUAAGUUAUGGUGGAGGGCUUGGUCCGUAUUCUUCCAGAAGUGGAACAUCCAACUCUAGAUCUGGAAGGUUAAGUUAUGGUGGAGGGCUUUCAUUGCCUCUGUAUUCUCCCAUAAGUGGAACAUCCAACUCUAGAUCUAAAAGGUUAAGACAUGGUGGAGGGCUUGCAGUUGGUCUGGAUUCUUCCAGAAGUGGAACAGUACAAAACAGCACUACCUCGACACAGCAAAACAGCCAGAAUAGUUCCGAAAGAACAGCAGAUCAGAGGGCACCAGCAGCAUCGACCUCUGACACUAGAAUGGUAAGACAACGUAGAGGGCUACAUUAUGAACCGGAUUCUCCCAGAAGUGGAACAGUACAAAACAGCACUACUUCGACACAGCAAAACAGCCAGAAUCGUUCCGAAACAGCAUUAAAUCAGAGGGCACCAAUAUCUACCUCUGUCACCAGAAUGGUAAGAUUUCGUAGAGGGCUACAUUAUGAACCGGAUUCUCCCAGAAGUGGAACAGAACAAGACAGCACGGCUGGCUCAACACAGCAAAACAGCCAGAACCGUUCCGAAAGAACAGCAACAGAUCAGAGGGCACCAGUAUCGACAUCUAACACCAGAAUGUUAAGACGUCGUAGAGGGCUUGCUUUUGAGCCAGAUCCUCCCAAUAAUGACACAGUACAAAGCAGCACUACUUCGACACAGCAAAACAGCCAGAAUCGUUCUAAAACAACAGUUGAGAGCGAACAGGUGAGAUCUCGUCAGGAAAAUGCCUGCCCAGCUUCUAACAGACUGGAGGACACUGUGCUUGUGGAAGACAGUGAGGAAGUGGGUGACAAUGCAGAUGGGCCUAGGUGA
Molecule: messenger RNA, 2450 nt
Organism: Branchiostoma floridae (Florida lancelet)
Lineage: Eukaryota; Metazoa; Chordata; Leptocardii; Amphioxiformes; Branchiostomatidae
Product: serine/arginine repetitive matrix protein 2-like
Exons: 4
Coding region: 48-2450 (800 amino acids)
Biological process (GO): tumor necrosis factor-mediated signaling pathway; protein K63-linked ubiquitination; positive regulation of JNK cascade
Cellular component (GO): plasma membrane signaling receptor complex
Molecular function (GO): zinc ion binding
Source: RefSeq, a predicted model, not a curated record